CCCGGGAUGUUUCCUUUGGCUCGUAUCGGGCGGUCGUCUUGAUGUCAUGAGGCGAAAAGAUAGAAAGAGAACCUCGACAGUGGUUACCCCUUGACUUCUUUAUCUCUCACUCACUCCAGUUAGUUUACAAUUACCAACCCUCGAAUCCUCCACGCAUAACGACGGUAUACAAUGUCUCUCUGCAAAAUAACCCCGCUCCUCUGGUUCAACAAUGAAGCCGAAGAAGCCGCUGAAUUCUACACCUCCAUCUUCCCCAACUCCAGCAUCACAACAAUCCAACAUUACACAGACGCCGGAAAAGAGCACCACGGCCGCGAGCCCGGCAGCGUCAUGGUCGUCGAAUUCACAUUACUCAACGGACAGCACACAUUUACGGCUUUGAACGGGGGACCGCAGUUCCACUUCUCGGAAGCCAUUUCGUUCCAGAUUGACUGUGAAGACCAGGCGGAGGUUGAUUAUUACUGGGACGCGUUGGCUGACGGCGGGGAUGAGAGUCGGCAGCGGUGUGGGUGGGUGAUUGAUCGGUUUGGGUUGGCGUGGCAGGUGAUUCCGAGCGGGUUGAAGGAGAUGUUGGGGGAUGAUCGGGACUUGGAGAGGAGGGCUCGGGUGACGGAGGAGAUGAUGGAGAUGAAGAAGUUGGAUGUUGCAAGGCUUGUGAGGGCGUAUGAGGGGGUGUAG
Messenger RNA from Aspergillus calidoustus, 678 nucleotides. The record is from the annotation of a GenBank genome assembly. NCBI's taxonomy places the organism in Eukaryota, Fungi, Ascomycota, Eurotiomycetes, Eurotiales, Aspergillaceae.